AAUGGCUGUUCCACCUGCUUACGCUGAUCUGGGCAAAUCUGCCAGAGAUGUUUUCACCAAGGGAUAUGGUUUUGGGUUAAUAAAACUUGAUUUGAAAACAAGAUCUGAAAAUGGACUGGAAUUUACAAGCUCAGGUUCAGCAAACUCAGAAACAAGCAAAGUUAGUGGUAGUUUGGAAACAAAAUACAAGUGGGUGGAAUAUGGAUUGAUGUUCACAGAGAAGUGGAACACCGACAACACACUGGGCACUGAGAUUACUCUUGAAGAUCAGCUUGCCCAUGGCCUGAAGCUGACCUUUGACUCCUCCUUCUCUCCUAACACUGGGAAGAAGAGCGCUAAAGUUAAGUCAGGGUACAAACGGGAACACAUCAACAUUGGCUGCGACAUGGAUUUUGAUAUUGCUGGGCCUUCAAUACGUGGAGCCCUGGUGGUUGGCUACGAGGGGUGGCUGGCAGGCUACCAAAUGACUUUUGAGACAGCGAAGUCUAGAGUAACUCAGAGCAACUUUGCCGUUGGCUAUAAGACCGAUGAAUUCCAGCUUCAUACUAAUGUGAAUGAUGGAACGGAAUUUGGUGGCUCCAUUUACCAGAAGGUGAAUGAUAAAUUGGAAACUGCCGUGAACCUUGCUUGGACGGCUGGUAAUAGCAACACUCGCUUUGGAAUAGCAGCCAAGUAUCAGAUUGACCCAGAUGCCUGCUUUUCCGCUAAAGUGAACAACUCCAGUCUGAUCGGAUUAGGAUACACUCAGACGUUAAAGCCAGGUAUCAAACUGACAUUGUCAGCUUUGUUGGAUGGCAAGAAUGUCAAUGCAGGUGGUCACAAACUUGGUCUAGGAUUGGAAUUUGAAGCUUAAGGAGUGAUUCUGCAAUUGUUAAUUUGAAAAUACAGCAUAGCUACCUUCAGAAUAUAGUGUACCUUUCAAUGUUUUAUGUCUGGGAUGCAAGUAUUGCUAAGUAUCAGUCCUGCUAGUCCUGGUUAAAGACAGCUAAGCUUUAAAAUGAUGUUGUCGAAGAAAUGGAGACAAAAGCAUUAAAAAAAAUUCCAGGCUUAUUUUUUUGAAUGUUGUUGCCUAUCACAUCUGUCAGCUGCCACAAGAUAGGAAGGUGUGGAUUACCUUUAGUAACAUCUCGACUGCGCAAGGAAUACGUUAAUGUAGUAUAAAAAUGGAGAUGUUAAGAGUCGCAGACCACUGUAUUGUACUGUUAAUUCCGUAAGCAAAACGUUCCAACACUUAAGGUUUCAAUUCAUGAUGGAAUGUGCAAACAUGUCUAAAAAAGGGAUUUUUGUUUUUUGAAAAAUAUUUUUUUAGAUAGGAAUUUCAUGAAUGGUUUGUCUUACUUGGUUAUCUGACACCUGCAGCUGUCUCCAGAAUGCUUUAGGUUGUCCACUUUGUCUAAGUCUGUUGCGGAGGAGGUUUGGUGUGACUCAGCCAAUGCUACCUGUCCUGUGUUGUGGUUCCUCUCCCUUGCACUGACUGGAAAGCUUGUAAGACAGGGCCAUAAUCAGGGAAGUCUUUGUAACUGCAGUCACAUAGUUGCAUCACUGAAUUCAAAAUGGACUUUUGUUUUAUUACCACUUUUUUUUAGCAACUAAAUGGGUACAUUUUUAGAGAGUCUUCCAUUUUGUGUGGAACUAGACCCCAAAAUGCUGUACUUGACACUACUAAAAAUGGAUAAAAAACCCAACCCCAACUUGAAUAAAAUAUUGAAAU
Molecule: messenger RNA, 1711 nt
Organism: Mesitornis unicolor (brown roatelo)
Lineage: Eukaryota; Metazoa; Chordata; Aves; Mesitornithiformes; Mesitornithidae
Gene: VDAC1
Product: voltage-dependent anion channel 1
Exons: 8
Coding region: 2-853 (283 amino acids)
Biological process (GO): monoatomic anion transmembrane transport
Cellular component (GO): mitochondrial outer membrane
Molecular function (GO): voltage-gated monoatomic anion channel activity
Source: RefSeq, a predicted model, not a curated record